UUGCCCUGAUCAUGUAAGAGAAAUACAAUUAGAAAAGAAUGACAGGGUGAAUAAAAGAGAUGUGAAAUAGGAGCAUACACUGUUAAUUAACACUAUGUAAGACCAGAAACCCUUCUUAAGAGAAACACAAUUGAAAAGGAUUGUAUUUGGAAAUCUCAUGGGAGUCUAAGAAGAGUGGAAUUAGUUGGACGACUCAAAAACACUCUCCUGCUUCUAGUCAUAGUUCAUGGAGGGAGAGGACACAUGGAGCCUAGGGAACACCUCCAUGCACAUGAACAUUUCUCUAGGCUCAAAUGAUUCCUCUACGGUCUUUCUGUCUGGUUCUGAGUACAGCGAUGCUGAGAUGGUCUUAAUAAGCAUCUUGAUGGGACUGCUGGUUCUGGGCAUUGUCUUCGGCAAUGUGCUGGUCAUCAGUGCCAUUGUACGAUUCCAGCGUUUACAGACGGUCACCAACUACUUUAUAAGCUCUUUAGCCUGUGCCGAUUUGGUCAUGGGCCUUCUGGUGGUGCCUUUUGGCGCGUGCUACAUUCUCCUCAACACGUGGCACUUUGGAAACUUCUUCUGCGAGUUCUGGACAGCCACUGAUGUGUUGUGUGUGACUGCUAGUAUUGAGACACUGUGCGUGAUCGCCCUGGACCGGUAUUUGGCAAUCAUGUGGCCUUUGCGCUAUCACUCCAUGCUUACGAAGCGGAAGGCAUGCGGGGUGGUGGUGGGGGUGUGGGCCAUCGCCGCCCUUAUCUCCUUCCUACCCAUCCACAUGGAGUGGUGGGUGUCAGAUGAACCUGAGGCAUUGAGCUGCCUGGAGAACACUUACUGCUGUGACUUCAACACCAAUGCCGCUUAUGCCGUGACCUCCUCCAUUAUUUCCUUCUACAUACCUCUCGGCAUCAUGGCUUUCGUAUACAGCAGGGUCUUCCAGGAGGCUCGCAGGCAGCUUCAGAAAAUUGAUCGCAUUGAGGGCCGUAUUCGGACACAAAGCUUCAGUACCCAAGAGGGAAAUGAGGUGAAAAACAGGAGGACCAGGUUCGGCAUGAAGGACCACAAAGCCUUGAAGACCUUAGGGAUCAUCAUGGGAACGUUUACCCUUUGUUGGCUGCCGUUUUUUGUGCUCAACGUGGUGGUGGCCAUCUGGAAGGUGGAUAGCAUCAGGUUGCCUUUCAGAAUACUGAACUGGAUUGGAUAUGCAAACUCAGCUUUCAACCCAUUGAUCUACUGCAGGAGUCCUGAAUUUAGAUGUGCAUUUCAAGAGAUCCUGUGCUUGAGAACUUCUCAUCUGCCCUCUGCAAGGAAUCAAAAAGGAUAUAUCUGCAGUGGCCACAGCUGGCAGGUGCAUAUGAAGACCACUAAACAACGAGAUCUCUCACCUUCUAACUGUGAAACAGAAAUGGGGGCUGACUGUUUGACCGCAGGCAUCAAAAACACAAAUGGGAAUUGUAACAAAGCUGUGUCAUCCAUCAUUUAGCCAAUAUUGAACAUGAGUAACAUAAGACUUUAUAUUCCUGUAUCUUGUUUUAAAGCACUAAAGAUAUGGAGCCGACGUAUCUGGAUAUAAAGAAUAUCCAGAUCCUAUAUGAUAAUUCCUGGUGUUAAUGUGGCCAUUGUGAUACCUUGUUGAGUCCGAACAAAUGAAAAUGGAUAUUAGUAACUAUGCUUGUGGUACAAUGAGGGAACGUGUUUUGAAGAGCAGCACAUGAAAUCCAGGUUGGAGAUUGAAAUUAUAGAGUCUGCCUCUGGAUUCCACUAACUACCUCAUGACAUUCAUGUCUCAACUGAAACCCAUGUGGAUACUCUGCUGAACACUGGAACCAUCUGGAUACUUGACUGGCCUUAGCUGGUCUCCCUGCCUGGUCAGGAUAGUCUGUUGGCUGGGGGGUUUAGAGGGAUUUUGGGCACUUUUUAGAACCAGCUAAAAAUGAGACCAACCUUCCCAUGCUAGGAGACUUACUUAAACCAGCUAUGUCCAGCUUAGGCUUGUUUAAGCUGUUUUUUUCUUUUUCAGCAGGGUGGUCAAUUUAUGUAUUUAAAAAUGCUUCAGCUAUUGCAAGCCCUUCUGAAAUUUAAACGUACAGGAUAUUAAUUAUUUAUAUCAACAAUUCACUAGUUAAAAUGCUAAUUCUUGAUAUAAGGGAUGAAAUUACUACUGGUGAAAGUACUAACUACUGAUAUCAGUAAUUAGGUUUGCACUAGUAAAAACUAGGGUUGUCAAUUGAUUACAACGUUUAAUCGAAUAUAUUACAUGACAUACUGAUUCAUAAAUCAAAUUAUAUCGCAAUUAUUCGCAUGUAUAAAUAUUUGCUGAGAAAGGCCCUCCAUUUGAAAGCAAGAACACUUUCUAAUCUUAUGCUAUCGAUAGUGUCAAGCGAGCCAGAGUGUGGUUUGUUCUUUGUACAGCUGCGUGUUGCCUAUACAGCAAGAGUUUCACUUACUACCCCCUUUUGAAAACAGGUGGUACUUCAAGCUUGAGUUGCUCCGAUGGUCGAAAUAUUGCUUAUUUUCAGUCCAAAGACAUGAUUAAUUGUGUGAAUUUUUUUUAACAUGUUAUUUUGUAUAUAAUUAUUCACACUGAAAUAAUGAAUUAAAUUGAAAGCCCUAGUAAAAACAUAAAUUCUUGAUAUAAAAAUGAUAUCAGUACUCGUUAAAAUACACAUUUUUGAUAUCAACAAUGGAAUUUCAACUAGUACUAGAGUGUGUAUUUGUACCAUAACAUGUGGAAGAUGAAACUUUAAGAGCAACUGAGAGUUGUUUUGUCCCAGAUACACUUGUUACAUUCCAAAAAGAGCUUGCAGAGGCUCACUUAAAGCCACAGUCUUCAAUAUGAGUCUGAACCCUCCUCCAGAGAGAGGAAAUAUAACCCUCUGACGAGGGACAACAGGUGCACACUGCUGUCUGUGCUAUAACCAGCUGUUCUUGUCGAAAGGAGAAAAAGAGCCAAGCAGUUCUCUCCAACCCCUGGAAAUCAUUUUAAGGUUACAGUGAAGCUGUACCUAUAAGGGUCAUGUGCUCAAACUGUUUAUAAAAGUAAGCAAGCAAGUUUCCAUUCACAGGCAUUGCAGGCUGGGUGGCAAAAUCAUGAUGGUGUAUUUAACAUGUCACUAUUUGCAAUUAAAUAAUAAGUAAGGUGCCAAGUAAUUCUCAUAGCUAAACAUUAUGCUUUCCAUUAUGUUGAGGAUGUAAACCUCUAAGCGAUUUCAACAGUCCUUCAUCUGAAUUUCAGGGAUACAGCAACUAGCAUAGAGUUAAUGGUUGUGUAAUAGACAUUACUGUUACGUUUGUACUGUUUACAGAAAUUCCUGAACAAACUGUCCAUAGGGCAAAUGCAGCAAAAUCACCAGAUAUUAAUUCAACAGUUGUUUAUUUCCAUCUGUUUUAUGUUUAUAGCCCUGGCCAUACACUUAAUUAUGACAAAGACAUUACUGGAAAGUAUCUGACAAUUGAAAAUUGCCUAUGGGACAGUGCAUUUGCACGUAUACACCUACACAGCUUUCUACUCUUUGACUGUACCUGAGCUCUCUUCCUGUGUCUAUGUGUGUGUGUACAUGCAUGUAUGUGAUGUGUAUGUGUAAUGGGAAUGUAAGAAGAGAGACAGCUCAUGUGUCUGUAUUCAGGCAGUAAUGUAUGAUUUGUUUCCGAGAUAGCACACGCACAUCUCCAAGAUGUCUGUUUAAGAUAUUUUCAUCUGGAAAGCAUCACAAUCUAAUUAGCCUCUGCAAAACAUCUUAAAAAGAUCAGAUUUGCCAACAUUCUAAAUCAUAAACAUCUCAAAGACAGCUGAUGAAUGUUUUAUUGACAUCCGAGAGGAAACCUCUUAUAGACGUAUUGCAGAUGAGCAAACAACCUAAAAAUAUAUCUUUCAGAUGUAAACACAUUUUAAAUAGAUGUCUGGAUGAUGUACAUGUGCUAUCAGGGUUAAUAAUACUGUAACACAAGCAUUUUUAAACACCUAUUUAGUAUUGUUUUUGUGAAAUACAUUCUUUGGGAAACGAACUUGAAUGAACACUUGAAUCGCAGCUGUGUAAAAACGUAUGUAAAGUUUUUAGGGUGCUUUGUGUUGGUACUGUAUUCAUUAACAUAUCACGCUUGUGUAAGUUAUUAGUUAUUAUUCAUUGAAGUCAGAUCGUCUUAGGCUUUGUGUAUGAAGUACUUACCACAUCGAUGGAUAAAACAGUAUAUAAAUGUGGCCUAAUGUGUUACUGUGCAAUGUUUUGACAGCACAUAUUUGAAAUGGUAUUUGCUUAGUUCGUGUCAUUCCAUGAUACAAAUGUUAUUGUUUACCAAGUGUAACUGUUUCCUAUUUUCUGCUUUUACCACAAAGAUGUUCUGUUUUAUAGUGUAUUAUUUUUAUGUAUUUAUUUUUGAAUGUCAAAUGUGCAAAAUGAUGAAUUAAAAAUGCCUGUUUGUAA
Molecule: messenger RNA, 4400 nt
Organism: Myxocyprinus asiaticus (Chinese sucker)
Lineage: Eukaryota; Metazoa; Chordata; Actinopteri; Cypriniformes; Catostomidae
Product: beta-2 adrenergic receptor-like
Exons: 2
Coding region: 227-1462 (411 amino acids)
Biological process (GO): adenylate cyclase-activating adrenergic receptor signaling pathway; norepinephrine-epinephrine-mediated vasodilation involved in regulation of systemic arterial blood pressure; negative regulation of smooth muscle contraction
Cellular component (GO): membrane
Molecular function (GO): beta2-adrenergic receptor activity; norepinephrine binding
Source: RefSeq, a predicted model, not a curated record